Messenger RNA from Paraphaeosphaeria sporulosa, 1137 nucleotides. RefSeq lists its product as uncharacterized. The transcript is spliced from 3 exons. NCBI's taxonomy places the organism in Eukaryota, Fungi, Ascomycota, Dothideomycetes, Pleosporales, Didymosphaeriaceae. The record is from RefSeq and is a predicted model, not a curated record. The coding region runs from base 1 to 1137 and encodes 378 amino acids.
AUGAAGAUCACAACUCUAGCCGCGGCCCUCGCGAUUUUCGCGUGCAUCGCGAACUGCACGCUUUCGGACACUGCCGAUACUCUAUUCCACCAGAUCUUUUCCGCUACAUCCGAUUCUCCGGCUGCCACCACUUCGAACGAGACAUAUGCUCCUGGGGCGACGACCGCCCGACUCCAGCAGCGCGAGCGCCUCGCUCGUCGGGCGAAUUGGGAUCUUUCUCCGAUGGCGUCGGACGAGCUGUGGUGCGCAGCCCAGGCAAAGGGUGCCCAGAUGUAUUACAACUUCUGGAAAUCCGAUGCAGCUGCUGGUAGAGCGUACGAUCCUCCGCGCGUGUCGGCGAACAGCGUAUUCAGGGCCGAUAACAUGAACAAUAUGAUGUACUCGACCUGGGGCUGGUCUGAUGGCGACCGCAAAUACAAUGAUGCUGUUUUCAACGACUUCUAUGGUCCCGGUUGGAUUGAUUGCGUACGAUCACGUGGUAUUGGAAUCACCCCGUGGCAAGACAUAUAUGCCUACCACUUCAGCCAUGGAGCCGCCAACGCUCGGGAUGAACAUGGUCAGCCGAUCCUCUUGAACGAACAAUCCUACCAGGCCUAUGGCUACAAUUACCGAGUCACCGGGGCCAGGGCAAAAUUUGGCGUCCAAGACAGGGCUGGAUCUAUGAUGGUCUCCAUCGCCGUAAGUCCUGCGGAGAGCUUCAAGACCCUAUAUGGCCGUGAGGCGCAUCCUAACGAAUUGCCUCAAUUACGGAGCCUUUCGGACCUGCUCUGGGCGGGUUGGCAGCGCGGAAGCAAUCCUUACGUUGGGAAUCCGAACGUCAAAAAUCUCAACUCAAUGUUCAUGAUGUGGAUAAUCAACACGGAUACGCUGAGUAUUAUGAAGCGGGCUCUGCAUGCUCGCGGAAAAGACAAAUACUCCGUGUGGCCUGGUGACGACUUCUCUACUGCGGAGCCGGAAGGACAGGCGCUUCUGGGAUCACCAAAUGGGAAGCCGAUGGGUUACCUUAUCAACCAACGCAAACUGGACAUGGGAGUCAAGCUCAUAUAUAACAUCCGAGUCUUCACAGGGAAUAACGGUGAUCUCCCAAUCAUGAUGUUCUGGCUCCAGAAUAUUCGAGAUGACCAGGUCCAGAACUAG